UCUGGUCUGGAAUGUACAAUCUCAGGACCGAGCUUCUAGUGUGGAUCACCCCCUUCAUCGGAGGGGCCUUAAUGUACCAUGGCUGAGCUCCAGUUUGACUUUCUGACUAUUCCUAUCCCCGACUUCGUGUGUGGGGUUGGGGUCUUCUCUGUGGCUCUGUGCUACCUGAUGGGGAGUCUAUGUUUUCCGGUAUUUUGGGAUCAAAGAGACAUCAAUGAGUGUCGGCACAGAGUUAAGAGGAGGAGGAAAUUUGGAACACACACAGGUCAGAGAACAUGCCAGAGAGAAGCACAAGAGAGAAGGAAGUUACUUUCUAUUCUGAAAAGCCGACAGAGCCAGCAUCACGACAUCAUCCACUUUCGUCACCUGCUAUGUCCAGACCCCCUCUGUGAGGUGUGUAAUAGAGCAAGUACCAUGGUCCAUCAUCUGCUGCUUCAGGAGUCCCUUGAUGAUGCUUCUUCUGCUGAUUCUUCAUCUUCCACAGCUUCUGUGACUGAAUCAUCGUUCACGGAGACUUCCACGAUUUCUGACAUCCAUCCAGGCGACUCAAUACCAUACCCUUCAUCUGAUUCCUGCCCACUUCCCACCUCAGUUAUCUCACCUAAGCCAGUAACCCCCUUAUCUGAUUUUCUUUCAGUCUCAUCACGCAGUGACUCUCUUUCACCACAACCUAUUUAUCCCUCAAGUCUCAAAUUCCCAGAGGACCAUUCCCCACCCCGACCACUUGCCCUAUUUGACUCUUCAACACAUGCAAGUCAGGGAACAGAUUCCGUUGUCCAUCCAGAGGCUACUUUGCCUGUGACGGGUAACCCUGACGAGUCAUGCACUCAUAUCCCUUCAAACAGCAGCACUGAACCUUCAAGUGUGGCAAUGUCAAGGCUGUGUCAGUGGCAGGCUCCUUCCAGGAAUGUACUCCUCCCCAGGUUACAACACUGUGACUCUGAGCAAGAGAAUGCUUCCUCCCAUUCACCCAGGUCCUGUUUCUGUAGAGACUUUGAUGCUACAAACAUCGAUGCCAGUAGCCUUCUUCUUCUCGGCCUUAAUGUAAAAACACUUUCAGAGAGACAACUACGGAAGGAAAUGACUUUCCAGAUUUCAGAAAUGAAAGAGAAUGCAACAGGAACAUUUUCAAACCAAAUGGGGUUGGAACACUGCUUGACUUCUUCAGGAAACUCAUUGCUAUCACUUGCACAUGAGCAGGCUGCCACAGCCACCAAGCCUGGCUGGGAUACUGAGGGAAAACUAGAACCACUGUGCCUUUGUCAGCAGCUUCUAUAUGUCAAGAACCUGGGGGAAAGCUUGAAGCAGCAGUACAGGCAGCUCUUCUGGGGUCUUCCUUCCCUGCACAGUGAGUCCCUAGUGGCCACUGUCCUCCUCUCUAAUGGCAGUUCUUCACUGGAGCCUCACUUUGUUUUAUUCAAUGGAAUCUGUAGUGGUUUGAUAGUCCAAACACAGGACCCAAAGCCGCCUCCUCUGCCUCGUGUUCACACUCUUCCCCUCACUCACCUGCAUUCCCAAUACUUUCCUCAAAAUCAUCUUCAACCUCAGUUUCUACCUCCAGCGCAUGCCCAUUCCCGUAUCCACUUUCAUUACCCUCUCACUAUACUGCCAUCCUCCUCAGCCCAGAUACAAAGCCACAAAGCAGCUUUUCAUAGAUUCCAGAGUGGGGCUGACUCUCACCUCCCAAAUCAGCACCUGGAAUGUUUUCAGAAGCCAGAAAGUUUAUGGAAGUUAGUUCCUAGACACCAAACACAUCAAGAACUUCCUUGUUCUCCAGAUUCCAACUUUCCAUCCCUCAGGCAGUCCUCGCAGACACCAGUCUCUGUCUUCCCUGGACAUUUUCAUGUCAACAAUGGACACCGGGGGCAACUGGAGCUCCAGGUUUCAAUGAGGCAAGCUCCAUACUGCUGUGUCCGUGUUAACAAGAAUGCAGAGUUUGCGGCACUGAUGGAACCUCAGUUUGAUUCAAUGGACACAGCUCGUCUGGAUUGCAGACAUGCUCACUCCCCACACUCUGAGUUUCAGGGCCACAGAAGUGAAGACUCAGGGAACACAGAAUUGAUGACUUCAAGAAAUUUCCAUGAGAGGGUUCAUACACAGUGUCAGCUGAGAAAGGACAUGACAAAGAAUCUUGCAAAUACUCUGGGGACAUAUUCCUUAGACAACCCACCAACCAUGUCCGAAUGCUACCAAGGCAAGAGUCAGAGAGCUGCAGCUGAGACAAAAUAUGCCUGGAUGUGGUACUCAAGAAAUGACUCAAUGAAUGAAUUACAAAGGGUCUCAAGGAACAACUUAAAUGAAAAUCAAAUAAAAAGCAUCCUCAGAUUGCAUCUGACAAGGAAGUUUUGGCAGAUCAUUGAGAAUAGGAUCCCUUUAUUAGUGUGUCAUUCAUGGCUGGCUACUAAUGAUAGAUUAUCUGCUUCUCAGAAUUGCCAUAGCAAUACGGAAAAUGAACAUUCGGCACUGAUGUUGCGUGGUUGCCAGAUUAACCCUUUUGUGCUUUCCUUUCUUCAUCCUAAAACCCAACAGAUGCUAGAGGCUCAUAUUAUAAGGUUUCAGCUAAAUCAGAAGUGGGGGCUACCCCUGAAGGUUCUUGAAUCCAUAAAGAUAUUUACAAUGAGAGAAGCAAAAACAUGGGUGCUUCCACAAUUAGACAAUCCCUUGUCUACCGUCCACAUUUCUGGGAAAGAUUCCAAAGCUGAGAAAAUCUCCCAACCCUUUCAUGGAGACAAAGUUGAAACAAUAAGUCCAGUUCUCAGUCCGAAUUCUUCUCUUCUUGCCACCUCCCCUAAGGGACAGGAAGAACAGGAAUCCCCAAGACAAUCAUCUUUUGAAACCAACAGUGUACAAUCAGAAAAUGAUCAAAAAUCAUCUGUUGAAAGUGGCACAGAGAUCUCUAUGUCAUCCUCACACAGCAUCAUAAGUGAAAAAAGUCAGAAACAGACUGUUGGAGUGAGACAAGACAGUCCAGAGCAGCCCACAGUGCAAGAUGAAGCUGAACAUAAUGAAUCAAGAAAUGGGAGAGUGAGAUUCAGUGAUCAAAGUGAUACAGUAGCCAUGUUUCAGGAAAGCAAGAUGGAGGAUACAGAUUCAGAACAUUUGUCCAUACCCAACAUAUACGAGGAAGUAUUUAAGGCACAGGAAUUGCCCGUGUCUCCAUUACAAGAUACUAAUGGCCAAACAGCCACCAACUCCCAAAUGAAAACAAUGAAUCCAAAUCAAGCCACUGCCAGUGACUGCUGCCCACUAUCAAUCCUUAAAGAGCCCAUACUAUCUCCCCCUAAAGAACAGCUGUUGAGGGAGUUGAAGUUUAAAUUGCAGAGUAGGGAUCACGGCCAAAGUCCAGGCUGUUCCAGUGAUCCAUCCUUUACUGCAGACAGCUGGACAACUGAUUCUUCACGGUCUGAGUCCCACAGUGCCUUCAGUGAGGAUAUCACAGAUUCCCAGGUGCAUGCCAUGCCCACAGCGUACUACAGGGGAGGAAAAGGAGCAUUUGUUGCACUUCAUGAGAACCUCUUGAGACCAGACCUGGUGAAAUCCUUGACAUCUCACCUACAGGAGACAAGACUGAAACACAAGCCCCAGUGA
Messenger RNA from Ochotona princeps (American pika), 3588 nucleotides. Its product is annotated as spermatogenesis-associated protein 31D3-like. The record is from RefSeq and is a predicted model, not a curated record. The transcript has 5 exons. NCBI's taxonomy places the organism in Eukaryota, Metazoa, Chordata, Mammalia, Lagomorpha, Ochotonidae. The coding region runs from base 79 to 3588 and encodes 1169 amino acids.